CCCACAAUCCCUCUGUGCUGUCCACGUCCCCUCUGACGGAUGAUCAGUCCGGCUGUGAUGGCCGCGGUCGAGUUGGCACUUUAACCACCUGAAAAACACUGCGACCCUAAACAAACCCGCAUCACGAACUUGCCCGAGCAUAUGUGGAUAUAACCCGGCGACCAGCUCGACGUUUCUCGCUUGGAUUUAACGCGUUUAGUCCGGUGUUUUGUCUUUGUUUAUGUCAUGAAGUUUUGAACCAGCUGGAAUCCUGAUCCGCCGCUGAUAAAUGACUGUCACGUAUGUUAAAAACAAACCAACGUGAACGCUAUUUAUUAUACGUUAGCUUUAAUACAUGAGGAUCUGUGCUGCCAAUGGAUUAUAUGUGUUUCUGAAAGGCCCUGGUCGGUGAUUUAGGGUUAGAUCCGGUUUGUCAUGUCGUCCUGGCUGGGAGGGCUGGGCUCUGGCCUGGGUCAGAGUUUGGGUCAGGUCGGGGGAAGCUUGUCUUCAUUUACUGGACAGAUCUCUAAUUUUACCAAAGAUAUUCUGCUGGAAAGCGCCGAGGAAGUGGGAGAUGCUGCCUCUGAGCUGCAGGUGUCCAACUCUAGAUUGCAUGAACUGGAAUCUUCAUAUACUGCACAAAGAUCUGAGUACGAUCGCUUGCGAAGAAUAAACUCAGAGCUAGAGGAGAAGCUAGAAGCGGCUGAGAUUCAGGUCAAACAGCAGUCAGUGGAAUACAGAACACUCCUGCAGCAGAAAGAGGUGGAGAUCAGUCACCUCAAGGCCCGUCAGAGUGGUCUGCAGGAGGAGGUGCAGAAACUCCAACAGCGGACUCAGACUGCGAUCAACUCAUCCUCCCAUGAUGCAGCUGUGCUUCCUGUCACCACUGCUGCUACUACCACUACUUCGUCUUCCUUUCUGCACCAAUCCUCUGCUGUCCAUCAAGGCUUUCAUAGUGACGAGGUGGAUCUCAGUGAUGUCCUGUGGUCACAGCAGGAAAUUAACCGUCUUUCCAAUGAAGUGCAUCGUUUAGAGGCAGAUGUUUCUCAUUGGAGGAGGGUUGCUCAGGUGUCCAAGCUGCCAGGAGCUGAUGGAAACGGAGACCAGGGUGAAGUUUUGAAAAUGCAAAGAAUUAUCAAGGAGCUGAGAGACAAAAUGGCACGGGAGGUGGAUGAGCACCAGCACGAACUGGCAGCAUUGCAGGAUGCCCAGAGGCAGAAAAUGUCUGACAUCUCCAAAAGGCACAGACAGGAGCUGGCAGAGUAUGAGGAGAGAAUUGAAGAGCUUGAGGAGCAGCUUCAAAGUGGUGGUAAUGCUGUCCAAAAAUCAUCCACAAUGCAGGACUCCAUUAAACUUCAGGAGCUGGAAUCGACUAUACGUUCUUUACAGGAGGAGGCGGAGCUUCAGCGCAAACAGCACAGAGAGCUAUUGGCCACCUUAGAGGAGGCGGAGCAUCAUAAGACCAAGUUAGAGAGGGAGAAAGAGGAGGCAACAGCAGAAAAUGCAGAACUGUUGCAGAAUUACAGUCGGCUUCAGAAAUCUGUGAAUGAACUUCAGGCUCGGGUUCAGGAACAGGAGGGGAAGUCAAUGUUGAAAGCCCAGCAUGAUAAUGAAAUACAAGUCCUAAAAAAAGCCCUUGCAGGUGCGGAGAAAGAGGUUGCUAGACUGAAGAGUUUCAGUGAGAGUGGUCCUAUGGAAGAAGUAGAACAUGCUGACAUCCUGGAGCUUAACACCAUUAUUGAUACCCUCAGGAAAGAGAAGGAAGAGGUGGAAAAAGAGAAGCUUGUGUUACUUGAUAGAAUAGCCCUGGUUGAGGAGAGACACCGGUCUGGAGAGCCAGAGAGUGUUGGAGAGCUGUCACUGGAAGUUUCAGACCUAAAGAGCCAGCUUGACCAACGAGAGGAAGCUCUAAAGCAAGCACAUCUUGAUAUAGAGACACUUACUGCUGAACUGGAAGAACUGGACAAACAGAACCAGGAGGCCACACAGCAUGUUAUUGCAGUGAAGGACCAGCUGUCCCUGCAAAAAACCCAGACUGAGGCCGAAAAAGCUCGUCUUCAGUCAGACCUCAAUUCCUUACUUGACCAGAGACAGUCUCUUCAACUGGAACUGGAAGCCCAUGUAGAGAAACUAAGUCAAAGUGCCUUCUCCCUAAAUGAACUGCACAUGGCAAAGCAGCAGCUCGAAGCUACAGUAAAGGAGUUGAGGGAAAAGUUGUGCAAGUCCCAGGAUCUGGGCAAAGAGUUGCGGCAGGAGUCCUCUGAGCUCAAGAGAGCGCUUCAGCAGAGAGAGACAGAACUUACUGCACUUCAUGAGGAGUUAAGCCAUACAGGGGAGCAGAGGAAUGAGUUAGAAGUGCACAGGAAAAUACUUGAGGCACGGGAUAAAGACAUCCAUGACUUAAAAGCAGAGUUGGCAGAAGUGAAGGUCUCUUACGAGAGGGCCGUUUCAGAAGACUUUGAAUUGAAAAUUGAUAAUAGAAAGUUGACAGAAGAAAGGACUCGGACUUUAGAAAAGACGGACAGCUUGGAAAGGCAUAUCCAAGAAUGUCAAGCUUCUCUAAGCAGGAUGUCUCUCGAGAAAGACACCCGUAUUGAGGCCUUGAAAUUAGAAAAGAGCCAGCUAGAAUCUGAGCUAAGUCAGACUGAGAAGCGACUGUCAGAUCAGGCUAAACAAUAUCAACAAACUAUUGAUGAACUGACCAGAGCACGUUCCAUGGAUGCUUCUGCACUGCAGACCGAACAUGAGCGAAUGGUGAAACUCAAUCAAGAAAAGGAUCUCACAAUUUCAGAGCUUAGGCGUGAAAUAGAGCAGAUGAUCUCAGACCAAAAAGACACCAGCGAGAUGUUGGACAUAACAGUGGCUGGCCAAAAUCAACUCACUGAGCUUCUCCAGGAGAAGGAUGCUUUUGCAGAAACCCUAAAAACUCAAGCUGUGGAAACACAACAAGAGUUGGAGACCCGUAUCUUGAGAGCAAGUCAAGAGUGUGACUCUCUCAGAAAGUCAGUGGAAGAGAAAGACAAACAGCUUGGAGCCAUGAAGGAAGAAAACAGCCAUUUGAAAGAAGAGAUUGACCGUCUGAGGGACCAGCAGAGCAGACCACAGUUAAUGUCAGAGCCACGGACACUGGAUAUCAUCACAGAGCUUGAGAAUGAGGUCGCCCAGCUCAAAGCUGCCAGAGAUCAACUCAAAGAAGAGGUCCAAGCUCUGAGGAGACUUUCUGAAGAACAACAGACAACAGCCCUGCAGUCUCAACGCUCCCUUCAAAGUGAACUAGAGCAAGCACGGUCAAGAAACGAGCAAAGCGCACUCAAUUACGAAAGACUCAUCAGUGCUAAAGAUGAAGAGAUUGCCCGGCUUCAGUCAGAAGUAGAGGGCCUAAGCACACAAGGACGAAGUCAAAUACAGUCCGUGGAAAUUCUACAGGAAGAUAAGACCCAGUCUCUGAAUGGUGAAAACGGUAAUGAGAAACAUGACCUGUCAAAGGUGGAAAUUGAGAAACUUGUGAAAGGCAUCAAGGAGAAGGAGACUGAAAUUAACCAGCUCAAUGAAAAGAACCUCUGUCUAACCAAGCAGCUGGACCAACUUGUAGUAUCUCAAAAUGAGCUGGGAAAACUCUCACAGAUGGUGCGCCAGAAGGAUCUAGAAAUCCAAGCGCUUCAUGCUCGAGUGUCUGGAGGCCAUGGUCAAGAUGUGGUGUUCCUUCAGCAGCAGCUGCAGGCGUAUGCGGUGGAACGGGAACAGGUGCUGGCUGUACUCAAUGAGAAGACCAGAGAGAACAGUCAGCUGCGCUCAGACUACCAUCGCAUUAUGGACAUAGUUGCUGCCAAGGAGGCAGCCCUGUUAAAGCUUCAGCAAGAAAACCAGCGGCUCUCCACCAUGAGCGACCCUUCAGGGAGUCAAGAGAUGUUUCGAGAGACCAUUCAGAACCUCUCCCGCAUUAUCCGUGAGAAAGACAUCGAGAUCGAUGCCUUGACACAGAAAUGCCAGACCCUGGUUUCUGUCCUCCAAACAUCUGGCUGCAGUGAUCCUGUGAGUGGUGGCUCUGGAGGUGUUAGCAGCAACCAGUUUGAGGAGCUCCUACAGGAACGUGACACUCUCAAACAGCAAGUUAAAAAGAUGGAGGAGUGGAAGCAGCAGGUGAUCACGACCGUGAGGAACAUGCAGCAUGAAUCUGCACAGCUGCAUGAGGAGCUGCUCAAGCUGCAGGGGCAGGUUUCUGCCGACAGUGACUCAAGCUCGAAGCUAUCUGUGGAUUAUGCCAGGCUUAUUCAGAGCUAUGAGCAGAAAGAGAAAAAGCUUGGAUUGUUGAGUCAAGAGCUGGCACAGGUGCAGCAGACCAUCAGCCAGCUGACCAGUACCAAAGACGUUCUCCUCGGGAAGCUUGGCAGUGUCAAGCAAUCUCCAGAAUUGUCUGCCAUGGUUCCUAGCCAGGCUCUUGCCCCUUCAAACCUGAGGGGGGCAGCACCUUCAGCCCAAGAUGACCAUAUACAUCAGGAUAUGCAGGCAUUGCAGAGAACUUUAGCAGAGAAAGAGAGCAUGAUAAGAACUUUGCAGGAAAACAAUCAUCGCUUGUCAAAUUCUGCAUCUCUGUCUGAAAGUGAGCAGAGAAGCCAUGCAGAGGAGCUCAAGCAAGCUAGAGAGAAGCAAGAAUCUUUGCAGCGUUCCCUCAGAGAGAAAGAUCUACUCAUUAAGACUAAAGGGGACCAGCUCGGGCAGGUGAGUGAGACUUUACGCAACCGUGAGAACGACAAUGAAGUUUUGAAGCAGGCUGUGACAAACCUGAAGGAACGUGCGCUGAUCCUGGAGUUGGAUGUGAAGAAACUGAAGGAUGAGAAUGAAGCGAUUGCAUCCAAAGCUCGUGAGAAAGAGACAGAGUUUCGUGCUCUGCAGGAGACCAACAUGCAGGUGUCACUGUUGCUUCGGGAAAGAGAGUUUCAGUUCAGUGCUGUGAAUGAGAAGGCCACUGCCAUGGAGAAGAUGUUGAAAGAUAAAGAGCAGGGUAAAUCUGGUGAGCUGAACCAGUUGUUAAAUGAAGUUCGGUCCAUGCAGGAGAAGGCAGUGUUGUUUCAGCAAGAAAGAGAUCAAGUGAUGAUGGCCCUCAAACAGAAACAAAUGGAGACAUCUGCACUGCAGAGCGAGCUCCAGCAUACUCGCGAUAAAGAGCAGCGGCUGAAGCAGGAGGUGGAGAGAUUGCGCAAUCACCUGUUAGAGAUUGAGGAUUCAUACACACGGGAGGCUUUAUCAGCUCAGGACAGAGAGGCAGAGCUGAGACGCAGAGUAACGCUGCUGGACGAGCGGCUCACGUCGUCCUCUAAUGCCGUGGAGAGUGCAAGUCAACAGGCAAGCUUUCAGGUGGAGUCUCUUCAGGAGCAGCUGAACGGUGCUGUCAGACAGAGAGAUGAAGCUCUUAUUCAGCUCCGAGCUUCUCAAGAUCAGGUCAACCAGUAUGCAGUGUCACUCUCUAACCUGCAGAUGGUGCUAGAGCAGUUCCAACAAGAAGAAAAAGCCAUGUACUCAGCAGAACUGGAAAAACACAAGAGAGAGAAAAUGGAGUGGAGAAAUAAAGCAGAAAGUCUUGAAGAAAUUGCGGCUGCUCUUCGAAUAAACCUGGAUGAAGCGAACGCAGCUCUAGAAUCUGCCUCUCGCCUCACUGACCAGCUGGACCUCAAAGAUGAGCAGAUAGAAGACCUGAACAAACAAGUGGAAGUGAGACAGGAGAUGUUGGAAGAGGCUCAGAGGAAACUCAUGAACCUCCUGAACACCACUGAAGGCAAAGUGGAUAAGGUUUUGAUGAAGAAUCUUUACCUGGGCUACUUCCACACCCCCCAAAAUAAGCGUGGCGAGGUGCUGAGGCUUAUGGGUAAUGUGCUUGGCUUGGACCGAGAUGAGGUGGGCCAGUUGUUAAAGGAAGAGGUCAAGAGUGGGAUGACUGGAUGGGUCUCGAGUUGGCUGGGUGGCAGAGCUGUUCAGAGUGUACCAAACACCCCUCAAAGGCCAACGCAAGCACAGAGCCUCAACUCGUCUUUCUCUGAGAUGUUCGUGAAGUUCCUGGAGGUAGAGUCUUCCCCUGCACUUCCUGCCCCAAAACUUCCUAUGUAUGACAUCAAGCCCCUGAGUGCGCCCCCUCCUGGCCGGAGUACCGCUAACACACCUGCAUCAGGUGUUUCAGGCCCAGGUAAGCGCAGCGGGGAUUCAAACCCCUUCCUUGCGCCCCGCUCUGCAGCCGUACCUCUCCUCAAUCCCACAGGCGCAGGCAGCACAGCUGGUGCGGGGGGGCACCUGCUAAUGAAGCCCAUCUCGGACGCCCUGCCCACCUUCACACCCGUACCUGUGUCUGCUGAGGCCAGCGGUGGAGCUGUGCUGAAAGAUUUACUCAAGCAGUGAUUAUCCAGCGGUACUGCCACUCAAAGCACUUUAGCUUAUCAGGACACUAACUGAUUCAGAUACUUCCAAUGGCAAUCAGCCAUUUUAGGAAUUAAAAAAGAUAAAGCAUCUUCUAAGAGGCUGCUGUGCUUGUGAAAUUUGAGGCCUAAGUUUGACAGAAUUUAAUUGACUGAGGGAAGAUUACAUUAUCCAAUACUGUUGCGACCUUCUACCAACAUUUAUUUAAUGUUGUGCAAACAUUCAGCUAGGUGUUUUUAAGACAAAAGGAGGUGUUUCAUGUUUUUCUAGUGUGCUCAGAGACUGUCUGAUGCUGUCUGGAAUCCACUACACAGCGGAUUCAUUAAAGCCUUUCCACUUCUGCAAAAACGCUACAGAUACGUUUUGAAAAUCCUCCAGUAUGAACGGUUGGCCGUACGGUGUGGCAGGUGCAAUGACGGUUAAUCAAAAAUUGACAUUGGAUCUUGGGUUUAGACUGCUGCACAUGCGGAACAAGUGUGCGUCGACACUAUUUAUUUGUAUAUCAGUCAUUUUUUCACUGUUUAUGCAGUGGAGAGGAGCUAAAAUGCAUCUGCAAUAUUCAGACCUUGCUAUAAGGUUGAAAGAAAUAUUAUGUACAUACAAUUUGGAAAAUAUUGCACACGCAUAAGAAGUCUGAGAAGAAAUGAAAGAGUAAGAAUGACCUGUAAAAAAUCUGUAUUCGUUUAUAUUAUCAGAGGACUUCUGAUUCAAUGGGUUUCAACCAAAAAUGCCAUCUUCUUAAGGCCUAAUAUGAAGAAUUUUCUUUUUUAGUGUUUUUCCUUUUCUUUUUUUUAGAGAGAGACAGAAAAAAUGGCCUUAGUAAUUCUCUCUUUGGUUACUCUACCUUUCAAAACAGCUGGGUGCACUUGAUUUAUAUAGAUUUAGGGUACAUUUAUACAGUUAGGGUAUAUAUUUUGCGCUGGUGUUUAUUUAAAGUUGAUAAAUCUUUUUGAAAGACUGCUCAUGAAAGUGAUACUCAACAACAGUGUUUCUCUUUUCAUCAGAAUAAACUCUUCUCUACGUA
Molecule: messenger RNA, 7408 nt
Organism: Danio rerio (zebrafish)
Lineage: Eukaryota; Metazoa; Chordata; Actinopteri; Cypriniformes; Danionidae
Source: RefSeq, a predicted model, not a curated record